ACACACACACAGACACACACAGAGCCACUCUGCUCCGAGCUGGAGACUCACCUGAGACACCGACCGCACACAGUCUGCAGGAGGAAGGAGGUGAGGGAGGAUGAGGAGGAGAGGGGAGCAGAGGGACGACAGCGCCACGCUCAUCGACAUGGACAUCAAGUCGGAGAACAACUAUGGCAGCAUCACCACGGAUGCAGCUGCUGAGCCUCGGGACAGGAACGUGUUCAGUGACGGGUCGACUCGAGUCGAUUUUGUGUUGGUGUGGGAGGAGCCUCUGAGCUCCAGAGAGGAGGAGAACACAGGUGUUAACCCCGCCCACAGGAAGUGGAGGGAGAAGUUUCUGAAGAAACUGAAGCUCUCCGGUCUGCUGCUGGAGCAGAAGGAGGUCCGUCAGACGAAGACGAGGAUCUGCUUCGUGCUGCUCAGCGCUCCGUGGAGCGUCCUCUGCUACUACGCCGAGGAGAUCAGCCUCAGAGUCCCUCUGCAGGUGGUCAACGCUCCGAUCAUUAACUGGUCUGAGCGCGUCCUGUCCCAGCUGGCCCUCCGCAGCCCUCUGUCUCAGGACGUCCCCAACCCUCCACCUGACUACUACACCUGUCAGUUCAGGAGCAACAAGCUGCAGAGGUUUCUGGGCAGCGACGACAGAGACACGUUCUUCAAGACGACUCAGAGACACCAGGUGGUGUAUGAGAUCCUGGCCAGGACUCAGUAUGGUUCAGCCAAAAGGGGAGAGGUGGGAAUUGACCGCCUGCUGACGGAACAGGUGUUCACUGCUGCCUACCCACUGCACGAGGGAGGUUUCGAGCUGCCACCAGCGCCGGCGCCACCCGAGUCUUUAGGUCUGAGACAGAUCCUGUAUGCGUACUGGGCCCAGUGGACCUGCUACAGACGCUACCAGCCUUUGGAUCACAUCAGGGAGUACUUCGGAGAGAAGAUAGCCCUUUACUUUGCCUGGCUCGGGUUCUACACCGGCUGGCUGCUGCCGGCGUCGCUCCUCGGGACCGUCAUCUUCCUGGUUGGGUUCUGGCUCGUGGCCACUGACGUUCCAGCGAUGGAGGUGUGUAACAGUGGAAACAAGUUCAUCAUGUGUCCUCUCUGUAACAUCUGCUCCUACUGGAACUACUCCAGCAUCUGUGUCACCUACAAGGCCGGCCUCCUGUUCGAUAAUGGAGGAACAGUGUUUCUGAGCGUCUUCAUGUCUCUGUGGGCCGUCACCUUCCUGGAGUACUGGAAGAGAAGCUGUUCGGCUCUGACUCACCGCUGGGACUGCUCUGAAUUCCAGGACAUCGAGGAACGACCUCGUCCAGAGUUCACAGCCAUGGCGCCGAUGACCAUGAGGAACCCGGUGACUGGAGCAGAGGAGCCGUACUUUCCUGAAAAUAAACGCUUCAGCAGAUCUCUGACCGGCUGCAUGGUCAUCGUCGUCAUGAUCGCUGUGGUGCUGAUGUUCCUCAUCGCCAUCAUUCUGUAUCGCACCAUCCUCAGACUCAUCAUCAACAAGUCUGCUAACAGCUUCGUCAGCGACUCUGCUGGAAGAAUAGCCAGUUUGUCAGGAUCGGUGUUGAACCUGUUGGUCAUCCUCAUGUUGUCGAAGGUUUACACCUCGCUGGCGCACAUCCUCACCCGCUGGGAGAUGCAUCGGACUCAGAGUAAAUAUGAAGACAUGUUCAUCCUCAAAGUCUUCGUCUUCCAGUUCGUUAACUUCUACUCGUCUCCAGUUUACAUCGCUUUCUUCAAAGGCAGGUUCAUUGGUUACCCCGGAAACUACAAAACUCUGUUUGGAGUUCGUAAUGAAGACUGUGGAGCAGGCGGAUGUCUCAUUGAACUGGCUCAGGAGCUGCUGGUCAUCAUGGUGGGAAAACAGCUGAUCAACAACAUCCAGGAGUUCCUCGUCCCGAAGUUCAGGGCGUGGUGGCAGAAGAGGAAGAUAAGUCCUCGGCGUAAGGAGGUGAAGGAGGAGGACGGAGAGGAGGCACAUAAGGGGAGGAAGGUGGAGGAGGAGGUGGUUCCUCCCUGGGAGGCAGACUACCAGCUGCUGGUCUGUGAAGGACUCUUCAGUGAAUACUUAGAGAUGGUCAUCCAGUUCGGCUUCAUCACCAUCUUCGUGGCGGCGUGUCCUCUCGCUCCUCUCUUCGCGCUCAUUAACAACUGGAUUGAGAUUCGUCUGGACGCUCAGAAGUUUGUGAUGGAAUACCGCCGCCCAGUGGUGGAGCGAGCUCAGGACAUCGGCAUCUGGUUUCCCAUCAUGCAGUUCAUCACGCACAUCGCCGUCCUCAGCAACGCUUUCCUCAUCGCUUUCACCUCGUCCUUCCUGCCUCGUCUGUACUACCGCUACACCAGAGACAGCACGCUGAGCGGCUUCAUCAACUUCACUCUGGCAACAUCACCAAGCAACUUCAGCCAGCAAAGCCAAAACACACUCUGCAGGUAUCGAGGUUUCAGAGAUGAAGAAGGUAAACACCUCCCGGAGUUCUUUCACCUCCUCGCCAUACGUCUCGCGUUUGUCAUCGUGUUUGAGCAUGUGGUCUUCUUCAUCGGCCGUCUGAUCGACCUGAUGGUCCCUGACAUCCCCGAGGAAGUGGAGAUGAAGAUGAAGAGGGAACAUUACAUGGCUAAAGAGGCACUGGCUGAGAACCAGUCUUUGGGGAAAACAGAAAUUCCUGGUGAGGACGUCCCACCCUGUGAACUACGUCAGCGUGGAUCCAGACCCUCACCACCAGCGCAAAGCGACUCCCCUCCACCAAACCUGAUGGAGAUCCCAGAGGAACCGGACCGCUGCUGAAAUACAGCACAAGUUAACUCUGUAAGACGUCCUCAGAAUCUACAAGGACUCCUGUCUGCAAGAUCAAGAGCUGUGUUGAAUCCUAACAUGUCUUUCAGGACUUCUACGAGAUCUGCUGGAGAUUUAGAGAAUCUCUGAGACCUGUCAGACUUCUACAAGACCAACAAGACUUCUGACAAAGAGGAUAAGAUUUACAAGAAAUGUGCUUAAUCUGUAUAUUAACAGGAACUGUACCAUGUGCAGAAGCUUUGUCCUCACUGCAGCGGCCCCGGGUUCAUGUCCGACCUGAGGCUCUUUGCUUCGUACCACGCUCCUCUCUCUCUCUGUUUCCUGUCAUCUCUGAAGCUGUCUGAUCAAUAAAGCCAUAAAAAGGCCCCAAAAAAUCUGAACGAACAAGACCAACACAUGUCUCCAAGAUCAACAAGGCUUUCACCAGAUCUGUAUAACAAUCAGAAGCAUUUGUUAGAGCUGUACAACAGCUGCAGGACUUGAGUUGAAUAAUAAGGACUCGGACACACCAGAACCAACAUCAGACCAUUCGUGACCAUCUAUCGCCCUAGAUUUGUUGUUGGCACUAGUCAGCCCUCGUCAGCAGCUUUACAACCGAGUGAGCUUAUUGAUUCAGUGGCGGCACCCAUCGGCAAGAGAAAUCAAACUGAAAUGUUGCUGUGGUAUCCAUGAUUUCACCCGUUUUGUGCUUUUCUUGCUUCCUUUUCUCCCCUACCUCAUCACCUGUGCCACUCGCAUCUCUUUAUCAGACACAUGCUUGAUCAGAAGUGGCUCUAAUAGCAACAGUGGAAGUCAGGAAGAACAGUUUUCAGUGUGUAAUUAUUAUGUCGACCUUUUGUAACAAAUAAAAAAAAUUCAGCUACUCUU
This is a messenger RNA of Acanthopagrus latus (yellowfin seabream), 3658 nucleotides long. It is a transcript of the gene ano7, whose product is annotated as anoctamin 7. Lineage: Eukaryota; Metazoa; Chordata; Actinopteri; Spariformes; Sparidae. Gene Ontology annotation, molecular function: chloride channel activity; protein dimerization activity. The transcript is spliced from 24 exons. The record is from RefSeq and is a predicted model, not a curated record. The coding region runs from base 101 to 2782 and encodes 893 amino acids. Gene Ontology annotation, biological process: calcium activated phospholipid scrambling; chloride transmembrane transport. Gene Ontology annotation, cellular component: plasma membrane.